AUGGCCGCCGCUUCAGUUCAAGAAAUUGUUUAUGCAUUUUUACAGACUUAUUAUCAAAGGAUGAAAUCUAAUCCUUCUAAACUAUCUAAUUUAUAUUCAACUACUGCAGAGUUAACACAUAUUAAUUAUACCCAAAUAACAUCAUCAGCCAUUCACUUAUGCACUUCUAAUGACAACAAUAACGACAAUAAUGAUAAAAAUAGUAGUAACAAUAACGGUAACAACGCUAUAGACAUGAUACCUACAAUUAAAUUAACUGGUAAAGAUAAUAUUAGUAAGUUUUUUACCAGACAUGAAAAUAAAGUAAAUAAAUUGAAAAUUAAGUUAGACACUUGUGAUUUUCAAACUAUGGGGGCUGCUCAUAAAAAUAUUUUGAUUGUAGUAACAGGAGAGUUAUUUUGGGAUGGCACCCCAUCCUACCAGUUUUGUCAAACAUUUGUUUUAAUACCGAUAGGUAAAAGCAGUGAUAUUUAUGAUAUUUCUAAUGAUAUUAUUCGUUUUACCCCGGAUACGUUCAAAGAAAUACAAACAAUAAAUGAAGAAAACUCAACAGAGUUGGAUAAUGCUAAUGAAAAAUCACAAGUAAGGCGAGUUGAUACUGUUAAUGAUUGCUAUGAUUCUACUUCACAGGCCCCUCAAAAAGAAAAUAUAAUAGUUAAUAAGAAGGAAGAGGAUGAUAUAAUAAAGGAUAAAUCUUUUAGACCGGGUAUAAUAUGUAAAGAAAAUGAACCUAAUCGUCAAGAAUUACAACAAAAACCAGAGGAGAAAGAAUUACAGAUUAAAAAGGAUUCUACUUCCUCCUCCUCCUUCUCCACCUCCUCUUCUUCUUCUUUACAUAUUGAUGAUCAAGAAACAAUAACGGUACAAACAAUAGAACCAUUACAAUUUAAUAAGCAAAAAGAUGAUUCUACAGAAGAAUUUACCAAAAGGGAAUCGGAAAAAAAAGAAAAUUUCAGAAAAGAAAGAUAG
Messenger RNA from Arxiozyma heterogenica, 969 nucleotides. It is a transcript of the gene BRE5, whose product is annotated as Bre5p. The coding region runs from base 1 to 969 and encodes 322 amino acids. The transcript has a single exon. Gene Ontology annotation, biological process: protein deubiquitination; ribophagy. Gene Ontology annotation, molecular function: mRNA binding. Lineage: Eukaryota; Fungi; Ascomycota; Saccharomycetes; Saccharomycetales; Saccharomycetaceae. Gene Ontology annotation, cellular component: ribonucleoprotein complex; Ubp3-Bre5 deubiquitination complex; cytosol. The record is from RefSeq and is a predicted model, not a curated record.